CACCGUUUCCACGGCAACGCGGUCAGAAGUUCCAAACAGAGUCAGGUUCUCCGUUUUCACUCAGGCUCGGCUCCUAAACAUGUAUUCAGAAAAUGUCUCAGAUCUUCCGUCCACACCAUCUGGUGGGAAACCAGGAUAUCAAGGAUCAAAUGGCCAGAUCUCCCAGAUCCCAGGCCUGUCCCCAGCCAUCAGCAGUCUCCCUGACGAGCAGGCCAGAGGCCGGAGGGCAGGAGUCCUGGACAGUGAUUCUGACUAUAUCAAGCUUGCAAAACAAGGAGGGCAUAAAGGACUUUUGUGGCACGAGGAAACAGACACUUCUAAACCUGAACCAUACAAACCUCCAGGUUGGUUCUGCUCUGAAUAUGAAGACAACGGCAAUCCAAGUCUAAUUAACAGUGAAGAGAAGAGGAACCCUGGAGCUUUUCAAGCAGCAGAGCCCCCCUUUGGGACUGACAACAUGUCAGCCUGGGAGAGGAAUGACAGCAGCAGCAAUGGCAAAGAGAAGAACAACAACGUUCAUUACAGCCAAAUGGAGAAACUGCAGUCAUCCAAUCAAUAUCAUGGGAACAGCAAAUUCAAGAGGAUAGUAUUUGACAAGAAUCCAGCUCCUGUCGACAUGUCUAAGCUGUUGAGCUUUGGUUAUGCUGACGACAACAAACCAACAGACAACAUUCAUUUUUCAAGUAAGUAACACGUUUUUCUGACCGUUUGAGUUACAUUCUUCCAGGUCACCGUUAAUCAUUUCCUCUCUUGUUUUUUCAUCAUGCUAUCAAAAUUCACCUCACGAUAAUAAAAGGAAAUGAAGCCAAAGGUGUGAACUUCAGCCAUGAAUUAAUUAUGAUUAUUGAUCAUUAAUUAAUUAUGAGGCUUCUUGACAGUAUAAUGUCGAGAGUAGUAGUGAAUUACAAUUAGGUGAAUGACUUGUGCUUGUAUUCAUUUCCAUGUGAACAGACUAGAAGCCUGCCAGUGCCGUGGGAAAAGGAUGAACGAUCUCAAACGCUUCCAACAGGAAUAGUUGCCAUCGCUCGUCCAUUUAUUCGUUUGUUAACCCUUUCAUGCUGAGCCACAUCAAAUAAUUAACUUGGUUUCAAUUGUUCUGUCAUGUCAGAUGUAUUACUCAAGUGUGAAAGUGCUUCAUUGAAUUAAAGCUAUCGAAUAAGUUAUUUAUUGUGCGUUUUGGUUGUGCCUCAUUCACUGCAUUCCUUAAGCAAAGAAGGCACCAGUUACUCUUUUGUGUUUUGCUGUAUAUGUAACUCUCUAAAGGGCAGCUUUAAGGAGUAAAAGUUUGAUUAUUCAAAUAAAAUCAGUGUGA
This is a messenger RNA of Anoplopoma fimbria (sablefish), 1312 nucleotides long. RefSeq lists its product as uncharacterized. The transcript is spliced from 7 exons. NCBI's taxonomy places the organism in Eukaryota, Metazoa, Chordata, Actinopteri, Perciformes, Anoplopomatidae. Bases 80 to 691 code for a protein of 203 amino acids. The record is from RefSeq and is a predicted model, not a curated record.